AUAAUUGUACAGUAUCAUUCUUUAAUACAUAGAUAUAUCAUUGUAUUAAAACUGAUUUACUUGAGAAUUAUUGUAUUCAGACCACACCCACUAAAAAUUUGUUAUCAGUCUGGUGGCUAUGAUUGGGAGACCCCUUCUAAUACCCACCUGACACAACCGACUAUAGAUGGUAUACAUAUUGUAUCGAAUUAUAGCAUAUUAUGGUAUUUGAAGAGACCUAUGGACUCGGGGUUUUGGGUAUGCAAAUUUGAAAUUCGUGGAAAAAGAGACACGAGUGCUGCUGAUGAAAUUCCAGGCUUAUUGGCACACGAAUCAGGCCAAAACUGGCUAAGAAACAGUGUUGUCCAAGGCUCGUCGAUAAAAAUCUGAAGUGAUAAGAUUGAGCGCAAAUCGGUAGUGGCGCUACUUAUCAGGCCGAUAAUUACGGCUGAGCAAAGCCCCCCGAAAAAUGCCUAUUGAUGAAUUGAUCUAUCCUAAAUGGGUGGACGGGGGCUGCUAAUAAAAUCUGCAGACGAUAAUUAGCAUUAAGGUUUUAUAAUUGAUAUUGAUUGAUUGCCAGCAAUUUGGUGUCUGCUUUUGGUUUUUUGGCUGGGUGGGUGGGUCACUUGCCCAGCUCCCGAGUAAUUGGGUGGCAGUAGUUCCUUGUUCCCAGAACAGCACAGUUCAGCUCGGUCAUUAUGGCGCAACAAAAGUCCAAGGAGUCCCAGUUCAAUUCCAAUCCCCCCGAAAGGUGGCAAUUGAGCCAAAAAAGGAGAAUAGCCAUUGCAUCAUUCUUUGGCGAACUAAUGGCCACUGCGAUGUUUGUCUUCAUUGCCUGCAUGGGCUGUGUCCAGACUCCACUUUUGACCAAUACGCAUUUUCAAAGUGGCCUGACCUUCGGCCUGGCCAUCCUCAUCGCUACCCAAUGCUUUGGAAUGGUGUCCGGCGCCCAUCUCAAUCCGGCUGUCACCUUGGCGGCCUGGAUUUGCGGAGUCAUUGGCUGGGCAAAGGCCUUGGCGUAUUUCGUGGCCCAGGCCCUGGGUGCUCUUAUUGGCUAUGGCUUAUUGGUGGCUGUUAUGCCACAGAAUGCCAUCAAAGGUGUCGACAAUCCGGCCGGAGUUUGUGUCACCGUCCUGGCAACUGGAAUUAAUGAAGUCCAAGGCGUGUUUAUCGAGUUCCUGAUCACCUGUUGUCUGGUGAUGGUGGCCUGUUCCGUAUGGGAUCCUCGAAACAGCAAGUUUCAGGACUCGGUUCCUGUGAGAUUUGGUCUAGCCGUAUCCUGUUUGAUCCUAACAGCGGGUCUUUUCACGGGCGCCAGUAUGAAUCCCACUCGGUCCUUGGGUCCUGCGGUUUGGAACAAUUCUUGGUCUAAUCAUUGGAUUUAUUGGGUGGGUCCUUUGCUGGCAGGAGCUGUCACUUCUCUGGUCUAUAAAUACGCCUUUCAAGGCGAGGAAAUGAUAGAGUUGGGAAGUUCAAACGCCAAAAUACGAAUGAUAGGAGAGGUUGUAGUGCAAUAAGUAUAUUAUUUUCUUAAUUUGUCGUUGGUAAUGUUAUUAUUGUUAUUCCUUUAGUUUUAUUAAAGGAAUCUGAAAAAUAAAAUGUAGGUCAAAAUUGAAAUAGAAAACUAUUACUUUACUUUGUAGCAUACAUUUGGGAUGGUCUAUUUUGGGGGCUCGUAUUUUUUUGUUUUUGGCUCGCAAUCAUAAACAAUAACUACUGAUCAAGAUUUUGAUUAAAAAAUCUUGAAAUUCCUUAAAUUUUGAUAACUAUUAACACACAAAAGAAUAAUUUGCUGAGGGCGCUUUCGAAUAAAUCUUUCCGACGCAAAACACUUUAUUCAAAGCAAGCCACUCGAAUAUGACUUAAAUCAUAUCAAUUGAAUUGUUUAUGGCAAGUGACUUAUCAAACUCUAGGUUGUCUCCGAGUUGGACUAGACUAACAGCCAUAAAGUGUACAUGUACGCUACUUAUAUCAAAAAAAUGGCCCCACGCAC
Drosophila ananassae is the source of this 1972-nucleotide messenger RNA. RefSeq names its product aquaporin AQPcic. The transcript has 2 exons. The record is from RefSeq and is a predicted model, not a curated record. Bases 678 to 1496 code for a protein of 272 amino acids. Gene Ontology annotation, biological process: transmembrane transport. Gene Ontology annotation, cellular component: plasma membrane. NCBI's taxonomy places the organism in Eukaryota, Metazoa, Arthropoda, Insecta, Diptera, Drosophilidae. Gene Ontology annotation, molecular function: water channel activity.